GGGGCGCGCCAGGCGGACCAGGCCGAGGGUCGCGUGUGCGCGUGGGGGCGCGAACGGGUGCCCGUCGCGACCCGCCAGCCGCCGCGAGCCGAGGACCCGGAGCCCGUGGCCGAGGGGCGCCGGGCCCGCGCGCGCGCGCACGCACGCACGCACGCGGGGGCGGGGGCAGGCGCGCGGCCGCCUGUCGCGACUGUCGGGGGCCGAGGCCCAGGGGGAGGUGGCCUGUCGCGGGUCGCCCGGCUCCCAGAGGCGAGGGGGGCGCGGGCGGAUGGCGGAAGGCGCCCAGCCGCAGCAGCCGCUCCAGCUCGGGCCCGGCGCCGCUGCCCGGGGGAUGAAGCGGGAGUCGGAGCUGGAGCUGCCGGUGCCCGGAGCGGGAGGAGACGGAGCCGAGCCCGGCCUGAGCAAGCGGCCGCGCACCGAGGAGGCGGCGGCCGACGACGACGGCGGCGGGAUGCAGAACGAGCCUCUGACCCCAGGUUAUCAUGGAUUCCCAGCACGGGACAGCCAGGGUAACCAGGAGCCAACAACAACUCCUGAUGCAAUGGUUCAGCCUUUUACUACCAUCCCGUUUCCACCUCCUCCACAGAACGGAAUUCCCACAGAAUAUGGAGUGCCACACACUCAGGACUACGCCGGCCAGACCAGUGAACAUAACCUGACACUCUACGGAAGUACACAAGCCCACGGAGAGCAGAGUAGCAACUCACCCAGCACACAAAAUGGAUCUCUUACGCAGACAGAAGGCGGAGCACAGACAGAUGGCCAGCCAUCACAGACACAAAGUAGUGACAAUUCAGAGAGUAAAUCUACCCCUAAACGGCUGCAUGUCUCUAAUAUCCCUUUCCGCUUCCGGGACCCCGAUCUCCGACAGAUGUUUGGGCAAUUUGGCAAAAUCCUAGAUGUAGAAAUAAUCUUUAAUGAACGUGGCUCCAAGGGAUUCGGGUUCGUAACUUUCGAGAAUAGUGCUGAUGCAGACAGGGCCAGGGAGAAAUUACACGGCACCGUGGUAGAGGGCCGUAAAAUCGAGGUGAAUAAUGCUACAGCACGUGUAAUGACCAAUAAGAAGAUGGUCACACCAUAUGCAAAUGGUUGGAAGUUAAGCCCAGUAGUUGGAGCUGUAUAUGGCCCCGAGUUAUAUGCAGCAUCCAGCUUUCAAGCAGAUGUGUCCCUGGGCAACGAAGCAGCAGUGCCCCUAUCAGGAAGAGGGGGUAUUAACACUUACAUUCCUUUAAUCAGUCUCCCUUUAGUUCCUGGAUUUCCUUACCCAACUGCAGCCACCACGGCGGCCGCUUUCAGAGGAGCCCAUCUGAGGGGCAGGGGGCGGACAGUUUAUGGUGCAGUGCGAGCGGUACCUCCAACAGCCAUUCCCGCCUAUCCAGGAAUAGUCUUACAGGAACCAAUCAUUAGCGCUAAAAUACCUCAGGCCGGAUAUGCAGCCUACAGAUAUGCACAGCCUGCUACUGCAACCGCAGCCACGGCUGCUGCAGCCGCUGCCGCCGCUUACAGCGACGGUUAUGGCAGGGUGUACACAGCUGACCCCUACCAUGCCCUUGCCCCUGCCGCUAGCUAUGGAGUUGGCGCUGUGGCGAGUUUAUACCGAGGUGGCUACAGCCGAUUUGCCCCCUACUGAAGUGACGUGAGACCCCUGCAAGUGGGACAGCCCCCAGUUCAUGAGGCCUGGCUAUUGCAAUAUUUACUAGUAGAGGAACUCUAUAGCAAGAUGAAGAGGAAAAACAAACAAAACAAAACAAAAAAAAACACAAAAAAAAGAGAGAAUACUUUUUUAUACCUCACUAUGUUCUUUGAAUAUGUAUUUUUCCUUUAAAUUUCUGCCUUUAA
Eptesicus fuscus (big brown bat) is the source of this 1839-nucleotide messenger RNA. RefSeq names its product RNA binding fox-1 homolog 2 (gene RBFOX2). The record is from RefSeq and is a predicted model, not a curated record. Gene Ontology annotation, molecular function: mRNA binding. Gene Ontology annotation, cellular component: cytoplasm; nucleus. Lineage: Eukaryota; Metazoa; Chordata; Mammalia; Chiroptera; Vespertilionidae. Gene Ontology annotation, biological process: nervous system development; regulation of alternative mRNA splicing, via spliceosome. The transcript has 14 exons. The coding region runs from base 269 to 1630 and encodes 453 amino acids.